CAAACGUCCAUUGUCAUUUACUCUCAUCAGCGCGCCAUCGCGAGCGAGCUGAUCCCUUUAUUUUGUCCCUCCUAUCUUCGCUCCACGCCGCGGCUGGAGGAACAGCGGCCAUUCGCCAAGCUCUCCGGAUGAUGGGCGCUUAAUAGACGCUGCGCAAGAGGAUGUCGGUGACCCGGGUUUAAUGAUGCCCGAGGCAUGACGCGGACAGUGUUGCUCGCGUUAUAACCAUGCGAUCGCUCGCGGUGGAGUCAUACCAUUCCUCUUCUGCCCUAUAGUAGCACGGUCGGACGUCAAGUGUAGACAUGGCCACUGCACCAAGAGUAUGGCUGAUCACCGGGACGACAUCUGGCUUGGGGAAGAGGCUCGUGAACGAAGUCCUCUCGCGAGGCGAUCUAGUCAUCGCCACGGGGCGCUCGAUAGACAACCUGAAGGCGCAAUACGAGGAGAGUGACCAGCUGAAGCUGAUGCAGCUCGAUGUCACCGAGGGGCCGCAGCCGAUCGCAGCGAAGGUGCAGGAGGCGCUCAGCGUCUGGGGACGCAUCGAUGUCCUGGUGAACAACGCUGGCAUCGGAUAUCCGUCGCUGAUUGAGGAGGCAGGCUCUGCGUUAUUGCGUAAGCAGAUGGAGGCGAAUCUGUAUGGCGUCGUGGAUGUGACACUUGCCGUACUUCCUCAUUUGCGGGAGAGGAAAGCGGGCACCAUCGUCGUGGUCGGUAGCCGGAGCGCGUAUAAGACAGAGCUUAUCGGCGUAGGUAUCUAUGGUGCCUCAAAAGCCGCCGUCACCGCGUGGACCGAAUCCCUCGCCAACGAAGCUGCACUAUUCAAUGUCAAGGUGAUGCUUGUCCAACCAGGCUCAUUCCGUACCGAAGGCAUGUACGGCCAGGGCUUCUACAACGGGAACCAGAUUCCAGCCUGGAACGACAUCCACGCCACGGCUCGCGCCCGCUUCGCGUCGGUACCGGGCACGGAGAAGGGGGACCCGGCGAAGGCCAUGCGCGCCCUUGUCGACGUCGUCCGCGGGGAGGGAAAGGCCGCCGGCCGCGCGCUCCCGCGAUAUCUGGUCCUUGGGGAGGAUGCGGUCGCGGAUGUGCGCAACAAGUUUGCGCGGGUGCUGCAGGUGGUGGCGGAUUGGGAGGACGUGUCGACGGAUGUGAACUUCGACUGAGGCCAUAUGCCCAGAUGUUGAUGUCAAGCCAAAAGUGACUGUUCGAUGUCGAGGAUGGUCAGGGAGUCGCGAGCCAUGGUGCGCAGAUCGUUGGACGGCGGACUAGGAUGUACUCAUUACCAAUGUAUCUCAUACAGAGCUGCCUCGAGGCGGUCAGCGGGCUCCCACGAGGCAGCUUCCCUCCUUGAACCUUCAAGAUUGCCU
Molecule: messenger RNA, 1367 nt
Organism: Schizophyllum commune H4-8
Lineage: Eukaryota; Fungi; Basidiomycota; Agaricomycetes; Agaricales; Schizophyllaceae
Product: NAD(P)-binding protein
Exons: 7
Coding region: 303-1163 (286 amino acids)
Source: RefSeq, a predicted model, not a curated record